This is a messenger RNA of Rhododendron vialii, 1214 nucleotides long. RefSeq lists its product as uncharacterized. The record is from RefSeq and is a predicted model, not a curated record. Bases 28 to 1014 code for a protein of 328 amino acids. Lineage: Eukaryota; Viridiplantae; Streptophyta; Magnoliopsida; Ericales; Ericaceae. The transcript is spliced from 6 exons. Gene Ontology annotation, molecular function: protein binding.
AGCAUAUGUAAAGCAGUAGGGUUUUCGAUGGUGGAGUUGAACUUGGAGGACGACAGGGACGACCACGGCCGCAACUUAGGAAAAACAGAAAGUUUCCUCAUGUCUCAAAUGGAUUCGGGUGGAAUUGUAAGAUCGUUAAGAGAUAUCCCACCAGCUCACUAUUGCAUCAAAAUAAACUCUUUCUCAUUUUUUGUCAACAAGAAGAUUGAUAACUAUGAAUCUGCUGUAUUCGAAGUUGGUGGCUACAAAUGGAAAUUGUCUCUCUACCCAAAUGGGAAUAAGAAAAGGAAUGUGACUGAUCACAUCUCUCUGUAUCUGGGGAUAGCAGAUACGGAAGCUCUUCCACCAGGCUGGGAGGUUAAUGUCAGCUUCAAAUUGUUUGUGUUUGAUCAUAUUCUAGAUAGAUACAUGACCAUUCAAGAUGGGGAAAUUCAGCGCUUUCAUUGGAUGAAAACUCAGUCGGGUUUUGAUAAAUUUCUUCCUCUAGCUACUUUCAAUGAUGCAACCAAUGGAUACCUCCUGGACGACUGUUGUUUGUUUGGAACUGAGGUCUUUGUUCUGAAAAAUAGUGGCAAGGGGGAGUGCAUGUCAUUGUUAAAGGAUCCUGCGAAAGACAGUUAUACUUGGAAAAUUGAAAAUUUUUCAUCAAUAAGGAAUGAAUAUCUUUACUCUCCCGAAUUCAUUAUUGGAGACCAAAAGUGGAAAUUGUUGUUGUAUCCCUACGGAAACAAAACUUCUAAAGGCAAAUCCAUGUCACUUUUUCUGGAGCUAUCUGAUAAUAAACAACGCAAGGUGUAUGCUGAAUUUACGUUGCGGAUGAAGAACCAGGUCUAUGGUAUUAAUUGGUCUGAGCAUGAAGCCAAUCAUUGGUUUUGUACCUCGAGCCCAAAUUGGGGUUUUAAUGACUUCACAGCCUUGAGUGAUUUGAAUAACGCGUCAAAGGGCUUCUUGAUGAAUGAUGCUGUAGUUAUUGAGGCACAAAUCACCGGUGGCCGCUCCAGAAUAUUUUAUUAGGGUGUUCAGAAAGUUUCUUUCUAUGAACCCAACAAUAUAACAAUGACUUUUUUUUCAGUUUAUGAAAAAAAAUUAAAUUUCAAUGUUCUUGUUUCGCAUGGAGAAUAAGUUUUUUUUAGUAGAUAGAGUAAGAUUUUACAAUUAACUUAGAUAAAUUGUUCUAUUUGAGUUUAUGUUAUAUCAGUGCAUUAUUCUACUAA